UCCUGAAAACUGUGAUCUACCCUUAAUGAUGUUCCUCCUCAAACACGACAAAGGAUUUCGAAUAUUAGACAAAGAACUUCCAGAUCCUAUAGACACCAGUAUUGAUGCAGACCUAACAAGAAUAUAUUUCUACACUCAGUUCAUUGUUGAUAAUACGACGACGAAAUCAUUUGACACCAGUGCUUUUCUCGAAAUUUGGGACACAAUCGUUAAGGCAAUAGUACGAAUAGGGGGAGAUUCAAUGCAAAACCAGUGCGAUUGCUUAAAGACAGAGGUCAUUGGAGAAAAUAUAAAAGGUGCAAUGUUAGGUUUGGUUGAGAUACGGGAGAAAAUGACCGUGUUAAAACAGAAACUGGAGAGUGAUCUUUCAAAGGCAAUAAAAGAUAACAAGGAAGAAGAGGAUUUUAAUGAAGAAGUAUAUUAUAAAGAAAUAGAUAAAUGGUUGGAUGAAGACAAGAUGUUUGUCGAAACAAAAGCAUCAACCUCGUUACUGGCAGCUUUACGGAACGGGCAAAAGUCUAUCACUGUUGUGGGAAGUUUUUGUGUAGGAAAAACAUUUACCACUCGCCACGUCGCACUAAUACUCAGGCGUGAAGGAUACAAAAUCCAUCCAGUUUCUUCACUAGACGAGUUAAAAAAACUUUGCGUCAAGGGGCAUCGAACUUUAUUCAUUGUUGAUGAAUUUUGUAGUGGUAGUAUAAUCAAACGUGGGAUCGACAUUAAAAUGUGGGAAAAGAUGUCUGAUGAUUUACUUGGGAGCCAAAGUAAAAUAGUAGCGUGUUGUUCAUUGAUGCUUUAUCAGCAUAGUUCAUUUAAAAAUGCAAGGUUGUCAUUUUUUCGUUCAUUUGUGUUGAACAUGAAUUCUUCGUAUGCUUUAACAAGUGAUGAAUUACAUUGUGUUGCCAAAAGGCAUACUGAUAUAGAUGAUACGCUAAUUCAGAAGUAUUCUAGCGAGUUUCCAUUUUUUCCUUUUCAUUAUAGUAAAUGUUCUUUAUUCUCUAAGACAUAUAAAGAAGGAAAACAUAUAUCAAAGUUUAUAUGCCAUGAUGCCCUUUUCAUAAAUGCAAUGGUAGUCUACAAAUUCCAGUUGGAUACAUUUUAUACAGACGACAAACUUAAAUAUACUGCCCUUGCAUUGAUUGUUCAGAUGAAUAAUUAUGUAGAAGAAGAAUGUUUUAGAGAAUCAAGGACAGGCAAAAACUCUGUAUUACAUCAAGUAAACACAAUAUCAGACUCGUGUAAAUUUGACAAGAAAAAUAAAGACAACAAAAGUAUACAGCUUUUCAAAUCACUUUCAGAUAUAGAGUGUGAACUUAAAUCGAUGAUUGGAUCGUUUGUCAUAGUGAUGACAGAUUCUAAAAAUAGCCUUGUUUAUUCUGCUAAAAAUUUAAGUGUCUAUGAAAUGUUAGCAACAUACUUUAAAGAAGAAUUGCCUGAACAUUUCAGUGGGAAAUUUCCUGUGCAUAAGAAGUGCAAGAAACUGCAAUAGCUACUUACAAAUGUACAA
This is a messenger RNA of Mytilus trossulus (common blue mussel), 1507 nucleotides long. RefSeq lists its product as uncharacterized. The coding region runs from base 26 to 1489 and encodes 487 amino acids. NCBI's taxonomy places the organism in Eukaryota, Metazoa, Mollusca, Bivalvia, Mytilida, Mytilidae. The record is from RefSeq and is a predicted model, not a curated record. The transcript is spliced from 3 exons.